AAAUUUAAUAUAAUUUUUCAAGCAUGUGGUGUGUAAAACUUAUUUAGAAAUAACGACAGCUUAUCUAAAAGUUGAUAUUUCCUAAAAUAUAGGACAUCAAGGCACAAUGCAAUUUUGUAUUCUAUCCCUCCCUAGAAAAAAAUAUAAUUAUAACAAUGCAUUGCAAUACUCAUUUCCAAGAUGGCGGACAAGCAGUGGUUCUGAACUUCAAAACAAAGUUUGAUGCACCAUGAAGAUUCUUACUUGGAAUAUUAACGGUCUUCGGGCAGUCACUCGAGAAAAAAAGCUGAAAGAUUUUCUCAACUCCUUGGAGGCUGACGUCAUGUGUUUCCAAGAAACUAAAAUCACACGCGAUAUGCUGGAAGAGGCUACUUGCAUGGCUGAUGGGUAUACUGCUUUCUUCAGUUUUUCUCGUGUGAAAUCAGGCUAUUCAGGGGUUGCUACAUUCUGCAAGGAUUCGACUACUCCGUUAGCAGCAGAGGAAGGUCUGACAUCCCAAUUAUCAGCUAGUCCUGACAUUGGUUUCUAUGGUGAUGAUGAGGAAUUUACCAGUGAUCAGCUAUCAAGGCUUGACAGUGAGGGUCGCACGAUCUUGACAGAGCAUACCCUAUCAAGUGGUGGAACAGUUGUAAUUAUUAACGUGUAUUGCCCUCGCGCUGACAUGGAAAAUGAGGAUCGGAUCCAAUUCAAGCUGGAGUUUCACAGACUGCUAUCAAAGAGGGUUAAGGCUCUUCUUAACUCAGGGAAACAUGUGAUUGUUCUUGGAGACAUCAAUGCUGCUCACAAACCAAUAGACCAUUGCAACCCUUGCAAAUAUGAGGAUUUCUCAAGUUUUCCUGGAAGAGCAUGGCUUGAUGAGCUCCUGGUGAGCCUCCCCCUUCCAGAGUUUGAUCACCCGCCCGCCAUCUCUGAUUCCAAUAAUUCUUCAUUUGCAUCAGAGGACAGCAACUCAUGUGACAGUUCUUGGAAAUGUGUGUCAGGGCUACUGAUCGAUUCAUUCAGGUACUUUCACCCUCUCCAGAGAGAGGCUUACACAAACUGGUCAACAUCUACAGGUGCAAGACAAACAAACUAUGGCACUAGGAUUGACUAUAUUCUUGUAGACCCUCCACUGCUUCAACAGGAGUUUGUUGAUUGUGUUAUCAGGCCUGAGGUAGAGGGAUCAGAUCAUUGCCCCGUGGUUUGUACACUAAAGAAUCGAUUCCUUGCCGCUAAUAAGACACCAUUAUUGUGUACGAAGUUCAUGCCAGAGUUUUCAGGUAAACAGCAAAAGUUGGUCUCAUUUUUUACAAAGAAAACUGAUAAUGCAUUUACUGUGCCUACUGAUCUGAACAACGAAAAAGUGAUAAGUGAAACUGAACUUUCUGCAUCAAACACUACUAAGAAGAGGGCACCUUCUAGUGGGUCCGCUGUCCCAAAUCCUAAACGUGCAAAAACUGAAAAGUCGACCAGGCAAAACACCCUACUAAACUUCUUUGGCUCUAAAAAUGUAACAAAGGCCAGUUCACCAAAGUGCAUUGUAGACAUUGUGACGGAUAAGCCCUCUGGUGAGGUCACCAGAGAAGACACAAAGUCAAACCAAAACAUGCUCCUAAAUCCUGAGCCAUAUUCAUCUGUUCAAGAAGAGCUUGUAAUAAAUGACAAUAAAAGGAACAGUGAGGUCUCAGCAUGGAAGAGCAUACUAAAAGGGCCGCCGCCCGCACCGCUAUGCCCAGGCCAUAAUGAGCCCUCGGUAUUGCGCACUGUUAAGAAAAAGGGUCCUAAUUAUGGCCGACAGUUUUACUGCUGCGCCAGGCCCGAGGGCCACGCCUCAAACAAAGAAGCGCGCUGUAAUUUUUUUAAAUGGAGGAAGUAACCAGAUCCUUAGCCAGGGGGGUGUGCACAUAGGAUGAGAUACUGAAUGUACCUUAGAGAAAACGUUCAACGAAAUUGAUAAAUAAAUAUGUAUAUACAUAUA
Nematostella vectensis (starlet sea anemone) is the source of this 1957-nucleotide messenger RNA. RefSeq names its product DNA-(apurinic or apyrimidinic site) endonuclease 2. NCBI's taxonomy places the organism in Eukaryota, Metazoa, Cnidaria, Anthozoa, Actiniaria, Edwardsiidae. Gene Ontology annotation, biological process: base-excision repair. The transcript has 5 exons. The coding region runs from base 230 to 1855 and encodes 541 amino acids. Gene Ontology annotation, molecular function: zinc ion binding; phosphoric diester hydrolase activity; double-stranded DNA 3'-5' DNA exonuclease activity. The record is from RefSeq and is a predicted model, not a curated record. Gene Ontology annotation, cellular component: nucleus.